Messenger RNA from Girardinichthys multiradiatus, 1958 nucleotides. RefSeq names its product R3H domain and coiled-coil containing 1 (gene r3hcc1). Bases 240 to 1322 code for a protein of 360 amino acids. NCBI's taxonomy places the organism in Eukaryota, Metazoa, Chordata, Actinopteri, Cyprinodontiformes, Goodeidae. The record is from RefSeq and is a predicted model, not a curated record. The transcript has 8 exons. Gene Ontology annotation, molecular function: nucleic acid binding.
CAUUCAUUUCAAGCUGUGAAAUCAGUAGAAGUUUACCAAGCAAACGUUGUUGCUCUCUGUCCACCGUGGCUUUUCCUUGUUUCGAUGGCAUUUACCUCCCAAAGCAAGAAAAUCAGUUCUUGCAUCAUGUUUUGGAUGAUCUGGAAACAUACCAACAGAAAAGAAACCAUAAAAACGUGCUCCUGUUCCCCCCCUUAGCCAGCAGACUGCGGUACCUGAUUCACAGGACGGUAGAAGACAUGCCAGAGCUCACUACCUUCUCUGUAGGGGAGAGCUGGUGCCGUAGGGUGGUGGUCUGCCCUUCUGAGCUCAGGGCUGAGUCAGAAGACGACAGUGAUGUAGAGAGCAACAGCUGCCUCUCUGAAGAGCCCCCUGGCAGCAGGGCGGUGAAGGAACCAGACGUCAAGACGAAACCUUCAACCCUGUCACAAAGUCGAGCACCUAAAAGGCCGGACCAGCCCCUCUACAUGCCACGAGCCGCUCGUAAGAGACUGUCUCUGCAAAACUCACAAGGCCCCCCUGCAAACAAGGGUUUAAAAAGUCCUGCUCAGUGUAGCAGAACCUCUGCUAGCACUCCUUCAGAGUCUUGUCCCUGUCCUGAAGCCGCAGAAGAAACGGCUGACUCCGCCUCCUCUGCACAGGAACCCUGUGCCGCUGACAGUAUAACUGGUGUGGCUGGGAGCCAUUCAGAACUUUGUCCCCAGGGAGAGACUCAAACGUUGGCGGUGGGACUGCAUGGAAGCGAAACCAUCGUCUGGGACCAGACUGAGUUUUCCUUUGCAGAGAUGAAGUUGGAGGACGCUAGGGGAGAAGACUUCAACGAUGUUCGGACCGAAGACACAAGCACAGACUCAGAUGAUGUAACUGAACAAAUUAAGCUGCAUCUUAAAGAGACAGACGUCUCUGUUGAGCUUGUCCACAAUGACUACUCCAUCUACGAGAACGUCUUUCUUAACUCGGAUGACUUCAGCCAUGUCAUUGAGAUUUAUGACUUCCCAGCUGUUUUGAAGACUGAGGACCUUUUUGAUGCCUUCACAAAAUAUAGUGACGGAGGAAUGAAGAUCAAGUGGGUGGACAACACACAUGCUCUGGGUGUUUUCUCCAGCGAGGCAGCAGCGCUCCAUGCCCUCUCCAUCUGCCACCCACUGCUGAAGACUCGAGCACUUUCUGAAGGGAGUAAAAAAGCACAGGGCAAGGCUAUCAGAAGGGCAGAAUUUAUCCAGCCAGUGAAGGAGCGUCCCAGGACGGACUGCGCAGUGGCCAAACGGAUGGUGACCAGAGCUUUAGGCAUACGGGGACAAGGCAGACUACACAGAUACUGAGUCAAAGUCUACAGAUAACUGGACUGGACAGACCUUUCUCCAAACACUAACCCUGAACAGCGGAGGCUGCAGUUGACCUCGUGGCAGGAGGAAAAUGACUUUCUGAGCAAGAAAUUGUGAAAUCUGUAGCUGUACCUGACCUCUGACCCGUGGUAACUUUUGUUCACCUUUGGCAACAUUAGUAAGGAAAAAGCCUCGGCAAUUAAUUAACAAGGACAAAAAUGAUAUUUCAGAUUAUUUCAAAGUCUCUUGAAUGGCUUUGAGUUAAAUUUCGAUGUUUGUAGGUUUGACCUGAAUUGUUUGGUUGCCUGGUUAUGUUCAAGAUGUUUUGUUUCCUGUUAUUGCCCAGGUGAAUGAGGACUGGUUGUUAACAGAUGUUCAUUUUCAGGAUUUAGUUCAAGAAAUAUUUUAUAUCUAGCAAUUUUAUUUUGUUAAAACUGUUCAUCAAAAAAAAAAAGAUCUAACAUUGUUCAGUCACUUUUUAAAUAGUUUUUUUUUGUUUAACAUAUUUACUGAGGUUUUCAAUAUCUCAUACCUUUUCUAAUUUAGAGUUUACGGUAUUUAAAUUGUCAGUUUGAGCCAAGUUUAUCCCUUUAUGCUCCUAAAUGCACUGAUCAAUACAAUUUAUUAAAUUAU